Messenger RNA from Eruca vesicaria subsp. sativa (arugula), 1219 nucleotides. The record is from the annotation of a GenBank genome assembly. NCBI's taxonomy places the organism in Eukaryota, Viridiplantae, Streptophyta, Magnoliopsida, Brassicales, Brassicaceae.
UUGGUCACUACAAACCCGAAACCUCAAAAUGGGGUUUCUUCACAAACAAAAUAUCUCCUUUGUGAUACUUCUCCUUUUUGGUUUCCUCGCCAUCUCUUACGCUUGUGAAUGUAGUGACCCUCCAAAACCAUCGCCACCUCCACCACCGCACACUCCAUGUCCUCCUUAUAGUACUCCAAAACCACCCACCUCUAAGCCACCGCCACCUCCAACCCCUUCGCCCCUACCACCGUACGUCAAGCCACCGCCACCUCCAACCCCAUCGCCCCCACCGCCGUACGUCAAGCCACCAACACCUCCAACCCAAUCUCCUCCACCACCGUACGUCAAGCCACCGCCACCUCCAACCCCUUCGCCCCUACCGCCGUACGUCAAGCCACCACCACCUCCAACCCCACCGCUCCCACCACCGUACGUCAAGCCACCACCACCUCCAACCCCAUCGCCACCUCCACCGUACGUCAAGCCACCACCACCACCAACCCCAUCGCCCCCACCACCGUACGUCAAGCCACAACCACCACCAACUCCAUCGCCCCCACCACCACACAUCCAGCCACCGCCACCACCAACUCCAUCGCCCCCACCACCAUACGUCAAGCCACCGCCACCCCCAACCCCAUCGCCCCCAACACCAUACGUCAAGCCACCGCCACAGCCAACCCCAUCGCCUCCACCGCCGUGCCCGCCACCACCACCAACCCCAUGUCCUCCUCCACCUCCAGCUCCAACGCCUAAGCCGAAGACUUGCCCAAUCAACGUGCUUAAGCUAGGCGCGUGUGUGGACGUGUUAGGCGGUUUGAUUCACAUUGGACUAGGAAAAGGCUAUGCCAGGGCGAAAUGUUGCCCGGUUCUUGACGGUUUAGUGGGUCUUGAUGCAGCGGUUUGUCUAUGUACCAGCAUUAGAGCUAAGGUUCUCAAUAUUGACCUGGUUAUUCCCAUUGCUCUUGAGCUUCUUAUUGAUUGUGGUAAGACUCCACCGCGUGACUUCAAGUGUCCUGCUCCACAGCAAAGAAAUCCUCUCUUGGGUUGAUUUCUUUGUAUUUCAUUUGAUACGGUGAAAAUUAUUCAAGUUCUCAAGGUUUAUGUUCUUUUUAAUGUUUCAUGAUUGCUGAAUCAGUGGCCAAAAGUAUCUAAAGUUUAUUACUUCUCUAAAUCAAAAGGCAACUUUUAUGUUAUUGUAAGAUUAUUGUACGUUGAAAUAAUGUCAUAUGAAAUU